AUGAUCUUGACGUCUUCUCUCCAGUACAAGCCUUUACGCCGCUCCCUGAGACGGCCGGCGCCACUGUGGCGCAAGAUUCCGCAACGCAGUCAGCCCAAAGGAGCUAACUUAGAUGUGGCGCAGUCUUGCGAGGAUAGGAAAUUGCCGAUCGCUCAAUGGGCAAUCGACGUCACGUACCGGAUUUACUGUACGACGACAUCGUGUCAUACACGGUUCCAUGACGGAUCACUCACAACUGUGGACCAAAGUCUCAAGGAUGCAGUCACUGCGCUAUCACUGCAGGCGCGACAGGAUGCGACCAGUUCGGCGACGGGUACUGUGUUUGGCAGGGGAAUGGUAGGGUUAUCGGAUCUGCCUCUUGUCUAUCAUAUAACCUCAAUUGGACGGCGUUCUCCUAGGACGAUCAGAAGGGCCAAGACGAUCGACCAGAGCGGCCCAGAGUUCUUGUACAACAGAUCACACAGUACACUCGUCCGUGCGAAGAAAUACAAGGCAAAAAGAUGUAGGGCUUUGACUCAGCAUGGGCGCAAUUCUGGCGCGAGCGCUAUCUCCAUCGCUAUUCAGUGUAUCUCAAUGUCACCGACACCUGUAGCCUAUCCGCACACGUAG
Peniophora sp. CBMAI 1063 is the source of this 609-nucleotide messenger RNA. NCBI's taxonomy places the organism in Eukaryota, Fungi, Basidiomycota, Agaricomycetes, Russulales, Peniophoraceae. The record is from the annotation of a GenBank genome assembly.